CUUACAUUCCACGACUACAUCCGCCAAUGGAUAUCAAGAAGUACUGGUUUAUAUAUUCUGCCUCUCAUCCAUAACAUAUUUCUGCUAUUUGUUUUGUCUCAUAUGCAACAUAUACUUCACACGCGCGAUUCUGGUUACCGUUGGAAGUCGAUUGAAGAAUGAACGUCAUCAUGGCCCACGAUGAUGACUCGGCAUUGGACGCCGUAAACCCAGACAGUCGCACGCCAUUGCUAUCAAACAAUCAGUAUUAUGGUAGCACUACAGAUGCCUCAAAAGAUUUAGAAGAGACGGGUGCCUUACCGGAUGAAAACCUGAGACGAGUAGCAGGCUCGCUCCCCUAUUCUGCGUGGGCCAUUGCGGUCGUCGAACUAUGCGAGAGAUUCUGUUUCUUUGGCAUUCUUGCGCCCAUGCAGAACUACGUCCAGAAUAAGAGAGGUGAUCCGUUGCGCCCUGGUGGCCUAGGAUUUGGACAGGCGCGUGCCACCAUGGUCAAUCAAGCAUUCCUGAUUUGGUGCUUCAUAUCGCCCAUAAUAGGAGCAGUAGCUGCAGACCAAUAUCUAGGGAGAGUGAGGACCAUUGUGUAUUCUUCGAUUGUCUACAUAUCUGGUCUCGUUGUUCUUGUGGGGUCGACACUGGAUGUUGUCCAUGAGGCAGGAUUGUCGUUCGUUGGACUGCUCUUUGCCUUGUUUCUCAUUGGAGGUGGGACGGGUGGAAUCAAGGCGAACGUUAAUACCUUGCUUGCAGAGCAGUAUACGGGGCCUGACGAGGAAAUUCAAGUCACCGAGAGCGGAGAAAAGGUUGUGGUAGACAAGGAGCUUACGAUCCAAAGAAUCUUCCUGCUAUUGUUCAUGAUCAUCAACCUGGGAUCGUUUUCUGUCCUAGCAACAACGACAAUCGAACAAAAAUACGGCUUUACCGCUGCAUUUGCUCUCCCGACCGCAGUCUGUGUCGUGGGAUUCUUGAUCAUGUACGCGACCAAAAGCCGCUACGUAGAAACCCCACCGGACAAUUCGAUCCUCCUGAACGCCUUUCGAGUCCUCUGGAUAGUUCUCCGCAACAAAGGAAACAUCCAUCACGCCAAAUCGGCCCAUCGCCUCACCGACACCGCCUCACCCGCCUACCCCUGGACCGACACCUUCGUCGACGAACUCUCCCGCGCCGCAAAAGCCUGCCGCAUCUUCCUCUUCUUCCCCCUCUACUGGGCCGCCGUAUCCCAAGGCCUCACAAACAUCGUCUCGCAGGGCGCGACCAUGGAAACGCACGGAAUCCCCAACGACAUCAUGCCCAACAUCAACACCCUCGCCUCGCUCUUCAUCAUCCCCCUCCUCGACCGCGUCGUGUUCCCGCUCCUCCGACGCCUCCACAUCCCCAUCGGCCACGUCGACCGCAUCGUCGUCGGCUUCGCCUGCUGCGCAACCGCAAUGCUCUACACAAGCUACCUCCAGUCCCGCAUCUACGCCAGCCCGCCGUGCUUCGACCACCCACGCGCGGAAGACUGCCACGGCGGCAACGUGCCGAACCAGAUAUCGAUCCUCUGGCAGAUCCCGACGUAUGUGAUAGGCGCGCUGUCGGAGCCGUUUGCCGCGGUCGCGGGCAUAGAGUAUGCGUAUGCGAAGGCGCCGAGAUCGAUGAAGUCGAUUGUUAUGGCGUUGAAUUUGUCGAUGGUGUCGGUGGGUGCGUUGGUGGCGAUGGGGUUGGCGCCGUUGACGAGCGAUCCGAAGCUCGUGUGGCUGUAUUUGACGGUUGGGGGUGGGUGCGUGAUCGCGGCUAUUGGGGUGAGGAUGGCGCCUCUGUGAGUGAUUAAGGGGAGGAGGGAGGGUCUUAGAAUCAAGAGGAUAGACGGAGUUGGAUAUUACAUAGGAGAGAGCUUCCUAGAUUUAUAGCUUAGAAAGAUAUACAAG
This is a messenger RNA of Aaosphaeria arxii CBS 175.79, 1901 nucleotides long. Its product is annotated as oligopeptide transporter. The coding region runs from base 171 to 1796 and encodes 541 amino acids. Gene Ontology annotation, biological process: transmembrane transport; oligopeptide transport. Gene Ontology annotation, cellular component: fungal-type vacuole; plasma membrane. The transcript has 3 exons. Gene Ontology annotation, molecular function: dipeptide transmembrane transporter activity; tripeptide transmembrane transporter activity. The record is from RefSeq and is a predicted model, not a curated record. Lineage: Eukaryota; Fungi; Ascomycota; Dothideomycetes; Pleosporales.